AUGUCAGGCGAUGGUCAAUGUAUUUUUGGUAGUAUGAAACAAUUACUCUUAGAACAUUAUUCAAUGAUUUAUCAAGUUGUUGUUGCAGUAUUAACAAUUGCCGUUAUCUACAAGGCUUUUUUCAAUAAAAAGAACCUUCCAGUUAGACCAAAGAGAGAUAUUGGUACCUCACCAGCUUCACUUGGUACUGGUGCAGAAAUUGACUGUGUUAAUCCAGCUACAGGUAAAUCAAUGGGUAUCAUCAAAUCAUUAAAAACUGACGAAGUUAAAACUUGUUUAAAAGCUGCUCAAGUCGCUCAAGCCGAAUGGGGUAAAACUUCAUUUGAUGAACGUAGACAAAUUCUUCAAGAUUUCAUUGAUAUGUUUAUUAAAAAUGAAAAUGAAUUAGUUGAAGCAUCUAUGAGAGAUACUGGUAAAACAAGAUUUGAAGCUACUUUUGGUGAAAUUUUAACAAGUUGUGAAAAAUUAAGAUAUUUAAUUCAAAAUGGUGAAAAUGCAUUAAAGACUGAAGAAAGAAAGGUACCAAUGUUAAUGGGUACUAAAGCAGCAAGACUCGAAUAUCAUCCACUUGGUGUCAUUGGUAUUAUUAUUCCAUGGAACUAUCCAAUUCAUAGUAUUAUUUCAGCAGCAGCAGCAGCUAUUUUUUCAGGUAAUGCAGCUUUAGUUAAAGUUUCAGAAUGGUCAACUCAUUCAAAGAUUCUUUUUGAACAUCUUGUUAGAAAAGUUUUAGCCAACAGAGGUCACGAUCCAAAUUUAAUCCAAAUUCUUCCAGGUAUGGGUGAAACUGGUGAAGCUUUAGUUAGAUGUGGUGUCGAUAAAAUUCUUUUCAUUGGUUCACCAGGUACUGGUAAACGUGUAAUGAAAGCUGCUUCAGAUAACCUCACUCCAGUUAUUUUGGAACUCGGUGGUAAAGAUCCAAUGAUUGUCUUUGACGAUGUCGAUUUAGAUUGGGCUCUUGCUGUUGUUCAAAGAGGUUGUUUCAUUAAUUUAGGUCAAAAUUGUAUUUCAUCAGAAAGAGUAUUUGUACAUGAAAAAAUUUACGACCAAUUUUCAAAAUUAAUGGCUGAAAAAAUCAAUUCACUUAAACAAGGUCCACCAGAAGAAGGUCAUUUCGAUUUUGGUUCAAUGACUAUGCCAGCUCAAGUUGACAAAGUCGAACAUUUAGUUAAUACUGCCAUCAAAGAAGGUGCUACACUUUUAGCUGGUGGUAAAAGAAAUCCAGCCUACACCAAAGGUAACUAUUUCCUCCCAACUGUUUUAUCUAAUGUAACUGAAAAGAUGACUAUUUUCAAUGAAGAAGCUUUUGGUCCAGUUUGUACUUUAGUUAAAUUCUCAAAUGAAGAAGAACUCGUUCGUAUGGCCAAUGGCACUGCUUUUGGUUUAGGUUGCUCCAUUCUCAGUACCGAUCUUAAGAGAGCUGAACGUAUUGGUAGCAAAAUCUCCACUGGUAUGUUAACCAUUAACGAUUAUGGUGCUUCAUAUUUAGUUCAAGAUCUUCCAUUUGGUGGUUGCAAAGAAUCUGGUUUUGGUCGUUUCAAUGGUCCAGAAGGUCUCAGAGGUUUCUCACGUGAAGUUUCAAUUCUUACUGAUCGUUAUCCAAUUAAAACACCAGUUCCACGUCUCAUCCGUUAUCCAAUUGAUCCAAAUUCAGUCGGUAUUAUUCGUUCAGCUAUUUAUAUGAUUUAUCAAAGAGGUGUUGCUAACAAAAUUAGAGCCGCCAUUAACUUUACUUCACAAGUUAUCCGUAAUCCAAAAUUAUUAAUGUAA
Messenger RNA from Dictyostelium purpureum, 1767 nucleotides. Its product is annotated as aldehyde dehydrogenase. The transcript is spliced from 2 exons. Gene Ontology annotation, molecular function: aldehyde dehydrogenase (NAD+) activity. The record is from RefSeq and is a predicted model, not a curated record. The coding region runs from base 1 to 1767 and encodes 588 amino acids. Lineage: Eukaryota; Evosea; Eumycetozoa; Dictyosteliales; Dictyosteliaceae.